UACAUAGAGACCCCGCCCCAAACACUGCAAGCCCCACCCCUUCAGGCACAGGUCGAAAGCCCCACGCUGCGGAUCCUGCAGGGCGCAAGUAUGGCGGCCCCUGGGGCUGUGCUUGGGCUGAUGCUGUCUGUAAUCCUGUGGGCGGAUGGAAGUGCAGGUAUUGGUUUUCGCUUUGCUUCAUACAUUGAUAAUUACAUGGUGCUGCAGAAGGAACCUGCGGGAGCAGUGAUCUGGGGCUUCGGUAUACCUGGAGCCACAGUGACGGUGACCUUGUGCCAAGGUCAGCAAGCCAUCAUGAAGAAAGUGACCAGUGUAAAAGCACACACCAACACCUGGAUGGUGGUACUGGAUCCUAUGAAGCCCGGCGGACCCUAUGAAGUGAUGGCACAACAGAGUUUGUGGUCCAGGAACUUUACCGUGCAAGUGCAUGAUGUAUUAUUUGGAGAUGUCUGGCUUUGCAGUGGGCAAAGUAACAUGCAGAUGACUGUUUUACAGAUAUUUAAUGCUGUAAGGGAGCUGUCCGACACUGCUGCCUACCAGUCUGUCCGCCUUCUCUCUGUCUCUCUCACUGAGGCAGAGGAGGAACUGCAGGAUCUCAAUGCAGUUGACUUGCAGUGGUCGAAGCCCACCAAAGAAAACUUAGGCAAUGGCGACUUUACGUACAUGUCAGCAGUGUGCUGGCUCUUCGGGCGCUACCUCUAUGACACUCUACAGUAUCCCAUUGGGCUGAUCUCCUCCUGCUGGGGUGGGACACCCAUUGAAGCCUGGUCAUCGGAAAGGUCCCUGAAAGCCUGUGGAGUCCCUACAAAAGGGUCUCUUCUAUCGGAUUCUGUGAGUGGUCCCAGCCAGAACUCUAUUCUCUGGAACGCUAUGAUCCAUCCACUACAGAAUAUGACUUUGAAAGGGGUGUUAUGGUACCAGGGGGAGUCCAAUGUUAACUAUAACAAGGACCUGUACAACUGCACCUUCCCUGCACUCAUUGAGGACUGGCGCCAGACCUUCCACAGCGGUUCCCAGGGGCAGACAGAGCGAGUCUUUCCAUUUGGAUUCGUCCAGUUAUCUUCGUAUUUGUCUACGGCGGAUGACCCACCUGUUGGAGUUCCUCAGAUCCGCUGGCAUCAAACGGCAGAUUUGGGCUUUGUCCCCAACCGAAGGAUGCCCAACACUUUCAUGGCCGUGGCUCUGGAUCUGUGUGACAGGACCUCGCCUUUUGGCAGCAUCCAUCCCAGGGACAAACAGACUGUGGCUUAUCGGCUGCACCUGGGGGCCCGGGCAGUGGCUUACGGUGAGAAAAACUUGACCUUUCAAGGACCACUGCCUGAGAAGAUAGAACUUCUGUCCACAGACGGGCUGCUCAACCUUACGUAUCACCAGAGCAUCCAGGUGCUGAGGCAGGAUCUGCAGAUAUUUGAGAUCUCAUGUUGCAGUGACCGCCAAUGCAAGUGGCUUCCAGCUCCAAUGAACACUUUCACCUCCCAGACCCUGACCUUGAGUAUCCGCUCUUGUCGUGGCACUGUGGCUGCUGUUCGCUACGCCUGGACCCCAUGGCCUUGUGAAUACAAGCAGUGUCCCCUCUACCACCCCAGCAGUGCCCUGCCAGCUCCUCCCUUUCUUGCUUUCAUUACGGACCAGGCUUCCAGACAUUAAAGCUGCUGUGUGGUCAGAUCUGGGUCCACGGGAGGCACAUUUUGCCCCUGAGGAGUUUAAAAUGAUGACAGCUAUUGCUUUUAAGGGAAAUUUAUAGAAAGCCUCGCCGCACAGCUCCCAGCCAGCACGCGGCUGUGUAUGCUGAGAUAAGGUGGGGCUGGGAGACGAUUUGAAAUACCUGCCUUUGUCCCCUCAUUAGUGUAAGCCACGAAACUGGGCUAAUUCUGAGCUCUAAGCAAACUGGACCCAACAUCAUACACUGCCCUCAUAUAAUGGGAAUGAGAUGUCUAACACUUGUGCUGCUUUUCCUCUGGAACUGUGGAAUCUCAGUCAGAAGAGGUUUUAAAGACCAGAGAAACUGACUAGUGUUUCCUGUGUCCUUUGCAAGUUUUUUCACAAGUGAUUAUUGACUCUCUGGAACAAGUUUCCAAAGGUUUUUCUUCAUGUGGAAAUCUGAAAAUCUGAAAUCUUUCAUGAAAUUUUAUUACAUGUGCCUUUCAGCUAAUUGAAGAAAGACCUAUUUGUAUUAAGUCCCAAACAAUUAUAUUCCUUCAGUCUAAAUAAUGACUGUUUAAAACAAACCAACCAGGCUCAUGCGGGCAUAUUGGGAGGGGCCGGGGGUCUGCCUUACGGAAUGAAGAGGAAGGGCGGGGUGGGGGUGGCAGCAUUGAGGGAUGGGCGUGGCGAUGGCUCACAGGUUUAAGAAAAUAUGACAGAAGUAGCUAAGGAAAACUGUCAUUAGUGUUAUUAAGUUUCAGGCUCUUUACAGCCAAAGACAAAGAUAAUCCACAUUGAAGAAAAAAGGCUGAAAGUAAAGCAGCACAAUAAGCUUAUAAAGUAGUGCAGAUGAGACAAAUGUGGAAGGAGCUUUUGUCUUUACUAAUUAAGAAUCAUAAUGCAGCUUAGUAGUUGCCUAAAAACAGCUGAUGACCCUUGAAAACAGUAUUAGAAGCUGGAAAUAAAAGCAUUAUGAUUUAUGAUGUUUACAUAUUUAUGUCAUCAAAGCUCUGUCAGGGCUUUACAGUGUAUGGAGGGAGCACGGGGAAUGAGGAUGCUCCCCAUUCGUGGCUUUUAUCCCUUGAAUGUGAAGAAUGAGAGCUAGCAAUAAGCAUCACUCUCAGGGGUUCUGGUGCAGUGCCAAACAGCAGAAUAGCUUUGUUUUUAUUUAGUAAAAAAAUCAGGAAACAAACUUUGUGCCCUGCCAGGAACUUUGGCUCCUUCAGGAACUGUCUAGUGUACAGUUAACCCGAAUGAGUACACUUCUACCUCUUUAUGAAUCUGGCCUCACGGGAAUCGUGAACCUAGUGCAGUUUCCUGAGCAAAAGUAAGUACCUGUCCACCCCUCUCCCAGCCCUUCUACACAUACACCCAGGGGCUGUUCUAAUUUGGAGGCAGCUACAAGUAGCCAAGCCCAAGUUCCUGUAUCACUUAUUUCUAGAUGCUCCCCCAAAGGCUUAGGCAUUCACAGGUGGGGCUUUUGGGGGAGGGGUGACCAGAUAUGCGGGUGUGAUAUUCAUCAGAUUACUCUACUAAUGAGUUUAGAGCUAAAUGUGAUAUUGGGAGGUGAAGCCUGAUCUGGGUGUCUCACCGGGGUGUGGCCUGGAAGGGUUCCUGCCUGCCAUGCUAUGAGCUGCUUCCCCUCUGCGAUGUUGCCCUGUGCUGGAGCCAGCUGAUUAUGGGCUGAAACCUCUCAAACUGUAAGCCAAAUAAACCUUUCCUCCUUUAAAA
Molecule: messenger RNA, 3375 nt
Organism: Cavia porcellus (domestic guinea pig)
Lineage: Eukaryota; Metazoa; Chordata; Mammalia; Rodentia; Caviidae
Gene: Siae
Product: sialic acid acetylesterase
Exons: 10
Coding region: 91-1647 (518 amino acids)
Biological process (GO): carbohydrate metabolic process
Molecular function (GO): sialate O-acetylesterase activity
Source: RefSeq, a predicted model, not a curated record